Messenger RNA from Brassica oleracea var. oleracea, 1113 nucleotides. RefSeq lists its product as uncharacterized. NCBI's taxonomy places the organism in Eukaryota, Viridiplantae, Streptophyta, Magnoliopsida, Brassicales, Brassicaceae. The record is from RefSeq and is a predicted model, not a curated record.
CCGAACCGGAUCAAACCGAAUUAAACCGGGUCUCGUCUUCACACUCUCAUCUUUCUUACUGUUCUUCUUCGUCUUCUCUCAAACCGGUACGUCGGAGAAUCUCCUCCUCUGUUUAGCCUUCGUCGCCGUCGUUCUGUUCUUCGCGUCGCGGAACAUGGCGGUUAUCAACCGAACCGUAACCGCAAUCAAACAAAAACACAAGCCGGAACCGGUUCAAUGGUACAUCGGCGAUUCAAAUCAAGAACCAAGCAGUGGAGAUGUCUACGAAGGAGAGUUUAACGGAGGAAGAAGAUGCAACGGAAGUGGAGUUUACUACUAUUACGUUAACGGACGUUACGAAGGAGAUUGGGUUAACGGAAGAUACGACGGCUAUGGAAUCGAGUCUUGGUCUAAAGGAAGUAAGUUCAAAGGACAGUACAAGCAAGGACUUAGACAUGGUUACGGUGUUUACUGGUUUUACACCGGAGAUUCUUACUCCGGCGAAUGGUUCAACGGUCAAAGCCAUGGCUCAGGUGUUCAGACUUGUGCUGAUGGAAGCUCUUAUGUCGGAGAGUUUAAGUUCGGUGUCAAACAUGGACUUGGAUCUUACCAGUUCAGAAAUGGAGAUAGGUAUGCAGGAGAGUAUUAUGGAGACAAGAUCCAUGGUUUUGGUGUUUACCAUUUUGCUAAUGGUCAAUAUUACGAAGGAGCUUGGCAUGAAGGUCGCAAGCAAGGGUAUGGCACGUAUGGGUUUAGAACCGGAGGUGUAAAAUGCGGUGAUUGGGAUGAUGGUAAUCUCGUUAACCGGCUUCCUCUAGAAACCGGCCCGGUUUAUAAAGCGGUUCAGAGUGCUAGAGAGAUGGCGAGAAAAGGAGUGAAUCAGAGACGGGUCGAUGAGCAGGUGAUGCGAGCUGUAGCUGCGGCUAACAAAGCUGCAACGGCCGCGAGAGUUGCUGCUGUGAAAGCCGUUCAAAAUCAGAUGGAUGGUAAAUUUUGUGAAAAAUUAAAAUGACAAAAGUAAAGAUGACAUUAACAAAAGUAGAGUUAUUGUUUUCAGUCUUUUAUUGUAGCCAUGGUAAGCUUGAAAUUAUGAGAAGCUUUUUACUAUGUAUAUAAGUCAUGUUUUGUUCUUUU